AUGUCCGUGCAAAUCCCAGGAAAGUACGCCUACGGUACCAUGUCCAUGACCUGGACUCCAGAGCCCGUCUCCAAUGAGCAAGGCUUCGAGUGCUUGAAACAUGCCAUUGAGAAGCACAACACCCAGCUUAUCGUCGGUGGCGAGUUCUACGGACCCAACGACGUCAACAUGAAGAUGAAGGAGGAGUUUUGGAAGAAGUACGGCGCCAAUUACCCCGAUUUGAUCAUCUCGAUGAAGGGCGGCUUCAACUUGCAAAAGUUCGCUCCUGACGGAUCCAAGGAGUCCGUGACCAAGUCCAUCGAGAAGCUCGCCUCGUACUUCCCCUCGGACAAGUCCAAGAGACCCAAGUUGCUCUUUGAGGUUGCCAGAGUGGACCCUACCAUUCCUUACGAGAAGACUAUCGGCUACAUCAACGAGUUCGUCGAGAAGGGCAUCAUUGACGGUAUUUCGCUUUCGGAAGUCGGUGCCGGCUCUAUCCAGAAGGCCCUCUCCGUUGCUCCUGUCUCGGUGGUCGAGGUGGAGUUCCACUUGAUGUGCCAAGAUAUUCUCCACAACGGUGUGCUCGAGGAAUUGAGCAAGCACAACAUCCCUGUGAUUGCGUACUCUCCCUUGAACCGUGGUUUCCUCACCGAGUUUGCCGCCAACGACUUGGAGGGCUACCUCAAGUUGUGCAACCGUCCUGGUGACAUCAGAGGUGGUUUGGGCAAGUUCUCCGGCGACAACUUCUGGCACAAUGCCAAGUUGGUGAAGGCGUUGCAGGAGUUUGCGCACAAGAAGGGCACCACUUUGGAGUCGCUCUCUUUGCUGUGGAUUUCUUCCGUCGGCGGGUCCGAGAACUUCUACGGUAUCAGCAAGAUCCCCAAGAUUUUGCCUAUCACUUCGGGUACCACUGUGUCCAAGAUUGACCGUAACUUGGGCUCUCCAGUCGAGUUGACCAGAGAAGACUUGGAGGAGAUCAAGGCCAUCUGUGACGCUCACCCUGUCAAGGGCUACCGUUACAACGAGCAGGCCGAGGCCCUCAGCUUUGCCUAA
Candidozyma duobushaemuli is the source of this 1032-nucleotide messenger RNA. RefSeq names its product pyridoxine 4-dehydrogenase. The coding region runs from base 1 to 1032 and encodes 343 amino acids. NCBI's taxonomy places the organism in Eukaryota, Fungi, Ascomycota, Pichiomycetes, Serinales, Metschnikowiaceae. Gene Ontology annotation, cellular component: cytoplasm. The record is from RefSeq and is a predicted model, not a curated record. The transcript has a single exon.